AUGUCAGACUCCUCAAACCACACAAAUCCGGACCUGAAGAAAUCCACAGACACCAAAGUCGACACAAAAAACGAGACGAAGAACCAAGAGAACUUCAGGAAGAAUAGAAAUUACCAAGUCGCUCAGCAGUGCAUUUUAAUAGCUUUGAUCAACCAAUAUUAUGAUGUGACCUUUUCUGUCACUCGUGCGCGCAAAACGAUUACUAUGCCCUUUCUGAAAAUAGAAAAACUAUCAAAAGGAAACACCACAAUUGAUAUUAAAAAUUUGUUGAAGCAGAAAAUAACAGAGAUGUAUCAGUCCGAUGUGAACGCCGGUGUACAAGUGAAAACAGCAAAGAGGCGGUACGUUGUGAAUAAAGUCGGGGAGUGUCUCCAUCUUCUUCAAAAAACUGCUGAAUUUCUCGGCUUCAGUUUUAAGUAUGCGACGUCGUUCACAAAUAACGUGAAGAAGCUAACAAUCAUCGAAGUCUCUUUUGAUGGGAUAGUCAUCCCAAAGGACAAAAUUCUAAAGAUAGGAGCCGACGCAAAUAAAGCUCUCGUCGAAACGUUUUUCGGGCAAAGUGGGAACUCAUACACCCUUAAACGAGGUGACACGGAGUUGAUGUCCGUAUUGUUCAAUUGA
Entamoeba invadens IP1 is the source of this 621-nucleotide messenger RNA. RefSeq lists its product as hypothetical. The record is from RefSeq and is a predicted model, not a curated record. NCBI's taxonomy places the organism in Eukaryota, Evosea, Mastigamoebida, Endamoebidae. Bases 1 to 621 code for a protein of 206 amino acids. The transcript has a single exon.